This is a messenger RNA of Prorocentrum cordatum, 1447 nucleotides long. The record is from the annotation of a GenBank genome assembly. Lineage: Eukaryota; Dinophyceae; Prorocentrales; Prorocentraceae.
AGCCGUGUUGGCUCAAGCUUGGCUCACUCUGCUGGGGCGAGCGAGGCGGACGGGCAGGGUCGCCCACCUGGCGAUCCUAAAUGGGCCAGGCGUUCGCGAGCCGAGCGCACUGCAGCUGGCCACAGGGCGCAGGCGGUCGCUGAUGCCGCUGUUGCCCGAUUGACCACGGAGCUCCAGAACUGUUCCACCGAGUUGGAAGCUCUCCGCCAGGAGUUCCGCGAACACUGAGCUGGCGCAGCGGCUAUUGCUGGUCGCGCCUGUGCUGGCGGCCAGACUCGAGAGCAGGAAGGUCGAGGGCGUGAAGGUCUUCAGGCGCAAUGCGGCAUCCCACAACUUCGGCGUGCCCUCCAUGUGGUUGGCGCAGGCACCCAUGCGGGAGCUGAACAAGAUUCAGCGCGACGGCGUGGACUGGCAAAGCGCGGUGGCCUGGGCCAUCGACGUGCUGAUCUGCGAGGCGGAGGUUUUCGCGACGCGCCGCGCGGAGCUGGGACCCCGGCUAGAGCGGCGCGCCGAGGCCGGGAGCGUGUUGUGGGCGGAGUCGCCUGUCUUGGUCCCUCUCGGCCUCCUCGGCGCGGUCGUGCCCGAUUGCAGCGAGGACGAGUGCGGCUUCGUGGAGGUGCCCACGGACGCUAACUUCGGGAGCGUGCCCAACGUCGGCGACGAGCAUGGCAUCGACGAUGUGCAGUUAGCUGCUGGCGUUGAGCACGACGACGGCAACGAUUACGGCAUGGGGGAGCUGCAGACUGUCGGUGGCUUCGAGUGCGAGCCGUACGACGGCGAUGCGAGGUUAUUCGCGCGGCCUCGUGAGCGCCUGGCCCGCGCUUCUCGGACCGCGGAGGUCCCGCAACACACUUGGGAUCCCGAUACCGCCCCGCCCGAGACGCUGCCCUCGGAAAGGGGUGAUGAAGUGGCUGCGGCCAUCGGCGCCUGGGACCCCGAUGACGCUCCGCCCGAGACGCUGUCCUCGGAAGGGGGCGAUGAGGCGGCCGCCGCCAUCGACGCCACAGAUGCCGCUCCUCCCGAGACGCUGUCUUCGGUAGGGGGUGAUGAGGCGGCGGCGGCGGCGGCCAUCGACGAGAACAAGAACGAGUUCGAGAUCGCGGAGGUCGUUGCGAGAGCUCGCGUCGUAGAGUUAGAGGCUUUCCUCUGCGACGCCAACGAGCGUCUGAAUGCUGCUGCGCUUGCGAUCGCUGUUGUGCGCAGCGGCGGCGCCGUGGAGAGCCAGGCGCAGCAGGACGAGCUUGCUGCCACCGCCUGGCGCCGCGCCGUGCUCGAACAGCAGCUGGGCGCCGCCACUGCGGAGGCGCAGAAGGCAGGAGGAGCCCCGGGGUGCUUCCAAACGGCCGACGAGCGCGACGAGCAGGACGUUUCCACUGCGGAGGCCCAGAAGGCAGGAGAGGCCUUCGGCGUGGCCGACGAGGGCAACCACAAGCAGGUCUUCGAGGAG